Messenger RNA from Pseudonaja textilis, 1047 nucleotides. Lineage: Eukaryota; Metazoa; Chordata; Lepidosauria; Squamata; Elapidae. The record is from RefSeq and is a predicted model, not a curated record.
ACCAUGGCCUAUCAAUCGGAGGUGAUCAUUGACGGUCAGCCGCAACCUGCAGGCACCAGCUACUCAUUCAAUAGUCAAGGAAGCUGGAAUUCAGACCUGUGUGACUGCUGUUCUGACAUGGGCAUCUGUCUUUGUGCCGCUUUUGUACCCUGUAUUCUUGCCUGUCGGGUCGCGGAACAAGCCGGGGAAACCUGCUGUCUCCCAUUUUUGCCGGGGUCUAUGAUCGCCCUCCGUACAGGAGUGCGUGGAAAAUACCGCAUUCAGGGGUCUAUCUGUGAUGACUGGAUGGUCAUGUCCUGCUGUCCAUUGUGUGGUCUCUGUCAGAUGGCCAGAGAGCUGAACAGGAACUAAGAAGACAGAAGAGGUGGCCAGGCCUCACUUUGGAGAAAGCAAAGGAAGAGUUGAAGAAAAGAGUUCAGAGGAACAAAGCUAGCGCUGACCGAUCUGAAGUGAGAAAGAAAAGAACACAAGAUUACAACGGGGUUAAUUUUCCUGCUUGUUUGUUGACUAGUAUUUGAAACUCCACAAUGCAAAAUCCUGCAGAAAAGAAUAUGCACCAAAACACAAACACAUCUUAUAUAUUAUAUAUAAAACUGAAAAACACAAAAGGAUAGCUUUUUUUACAUCCCAUAAGGAAUUAAAUAUAAUUAUGAAUAAAUACAAAGUCAUACUAGAAGUUGUUUUCUUUCUCUCUUUGGUGCCAUCUACAGGUCAUCCAGAAUCUUGUAGACCAGAUCUGAUAGUCCUAAACCAGAGGUUUUCAAAUUUGACAACUUUAAGAUUUGUGGACUUCAACUCCCAGAAUUCUUCCAUGCUGGCUGGAGAAUUCUGGGAGUUGAGGUCCACAAAUCUCAAAACGUGGAGACCCUAGAUUGAACUGGAUUCUGAAUACAGCUGCCUCUUAGUGCUAACGAAAGAGCUAUCCUCUUGCUGAAGAUUCAAUAAACAGGGAUUUUUAUGUUUAUUCCCUCUGUCAUUUCCACCUUGAAAUCUAUAUCCUAAUAAAUCCUCAUCUAAAACUCUGCUUGGGGUUUUUUUAAAAAAUAA